AGCAAUUGGGCUCGUUGCAUACUGGCAUCACGUACCCUUCGCAAAAACUACAACCGAGCCGUGACGCUGAUUGCUUAGCUACCUUAUUAUUGAACCUCAAAUCGCUGGUGAUAAUCCCGGCCUUGUGGAUAAUCACCACCUCUAACCUAGAGAGGAGCAACACCAGCACCCAGUACUCCCAUCAGACUUCCCAGUCUAUCCCACCAUGGCCACUCGAGCAAUGUCAGACCUAUCCCUCAACCCCCCCUCCACAGCCCCCAAAGGCAAAUCCAAGGGCAAGAAAGCAGCACCAGUAGCCGACUCCUGGGAAGACGAAGACGUGCCCUCAGACACGGAACCCCAAUUUCCCGCCCCCGCCCAGUCCCAGUCCCCCGUCUCCCCCUCCGUCGAGGGCUCGGGCUUCACCGCGCCCCCUCCGACACCCAGCUCGCCAUCGUACAGCGCCGGCACGCCGCCGUGGCAGUCUAUUCCCGGCGGGGGCGGGGGCGGCAGCAGCGAGAGCUCCGGGGCGGAAGGCAAGAGGCCCGAGAAGACGGACGCGGUGGCCCGGCGCAUGAUUGCCAGCGCGCUGGGCGUGCGGGCGCCGCGGCCGACGGAGGAGCAGCGCGCGUACGAUCGUGCGGUUAGGGAGAAGGAGCGCAAGAGGAAGGAGGAGGAACGCGAGGCGGAGAAGAGGAGGCUGGAGGAGGCGGAGAGGGCGAAGGUGGCGAUUUGGGAGGAUUGAGGCUAGUUAGUUGUAAGGAUUUGGUAGUUAUAGGGUAGGUAGGAGAGAAUAUAUGGAUGGAUGGAUGGAUGGAUGGAUUGGGUUGGUUUCGGUUCUGUUCGGUUAGGAUAGGUAAUCCUGACUGGAUGUGGUUUCCGAAGAGCGUUUUUGUGCAUAUUCGUCAGUGUAUAUUGGAUAGGAGAUGAUGCUUCGUGUGUGGUUCUCGUGGUCUCUGGUGUUUUCAGCACCUGCUCAAACUGGACCUUAGGUUUACCCGUGUAGAAUAUGGAUUUCAAGAAAGUUGAUUAAUACAACGUCUCUAAUAUCUUA
Daldinia vernicosa is the source of this 1033-nucleotide messenger RNA. RefSeq lists its product as uncharacterized. NCBI's taxonomy places the organism in Eukaryota, Fungi, Ascomycota, Sordariomycetes, Xylariales, Hypoxylaceae. Bases 206 to 724 code for a protein of 172 amino acids. The transcript has a single exon. The record is from RefSeq and is a predicted model, not a curated record.